This is a messenger RNA of Lucilia sericata (common green bottle fly), 8364 nucleotides long. RefSeq lists its product as uncharacterized. Gene Ontology annotation, molecular function: protein binding; ubiquitin-protein transferase activity; zinc ion binding. The transcript is spliced from 10 exons. The record is from RefSeq and is a predicted model, not a curated record. NCBI's taxonomy places the organism in Eukaryota, Metazoa, Arthropoda, Insecta, Diptera, Calliphoridae. Gene Ontology annotation, cellular component: cytoplasm. Gene Ontology annotation, biological process: protein ubiquitination. The coding region runs from base 87 to 8282 and encodes 2731 amino acids.
GUACCGCGGCUAAUUAUCGUUGCGCCGGCGCUUACGAUUUACGUAUAUUGGAUAGUGCUGCGACGGGUAUUAAACAUGAUGGCACUAUGUGUGAUACCUGCCGUCAACAGCCCAUUUUUGGUAUACGUUGGAAGUGUGCCGAGUGUGUUAACUAUGACUUAUGUUCGAUUUGUUAUCAUGGCGAUAAGCAUCAUUUAAGACAUCGUUUUUAUCGCAUUGCAACACCGGGUGGUGAACGUACUAUGAUUGAACCAAGACGUAAAUCGAAGAAAGUAGCAGUACGUGGUAUUUUUCCGGGAGCGCGUGUAGUACGCGGUGUCGACUGGCAAUGGGAAGAUCAAGAUGGUGGCGUUGGUCGUCGUGGUAAAGUUAAUGAAAUACAAGACUGGUCUUCGGCUUCACCACGUUCCGCCGCCUAUGUUGUUUGGGAUAAUGGUGCAAAGAAUUUGUAUCGUGUGGGUUUUGAGGGAAUGGCUGAUUUGAAGGUCGUCAACGAUGUCAAAGGCAAUACAGUUUAUCGCGAUCAUCUUCCCCUGCUGGGAGAAAAUGGUCCUGGCAAAGGACCACACGGUUUUCAAAUUGGCGAUAAAGUCACCGUCGAUUUGGACUUGGAAAUUGUACAAUCGUUACAACAUGGCCAUGGCGGUUGGACCGAUGGUAUGUUUGAGUGUCUCAAUAAUGUAGGCCUCGUAGUGGGUAUCGAUGAAGAUCACGAUAUAGUAGUUGGCUACAAUUCCGGUAAUCGUUGGACUUUUAAUCCAGCCGUACUUACCAAGGUAGCCUCACCUACAACGGCACCACCCGAGUUUCAAGUUGGUGAUAUUGUUAAGAUCUGUUCAGAUGUCGAGAGUAUUAAACAAAUGCAAAAGGGUCAUGGUGAAUGGGCCGAUGCUAUGCAAUUGACUUUGGGUAAAGUGGGUAGAGUACAACAGGUCUAUCAUGAUAAUGAUCUAAAGGUAGAGGUGGGUAAUACCUCUUGGACUUAUAAUCCAUUGGCGGUAACAAAAGUGGCAUCCGCCAAUGCGGAUGGCAGUUGUGUGCCCGUCAUAUCAAGUGGUGAACGUUUGUCGGCGAUUUUAAAACACUUAUUUGAGCCCAGUGUUUCGGGAGAUGCUACUGAGGAGUUCGUUAAGGCAGCGGCUAAUGGUUAUGCGCAACGUUGUGAGGAAUACUUAACCGGAGCGGUGCAGGCUUCCAGCAGUUCUUCUUCUGGAGCUGCAGCCUCUUCCUCAGCGGGCGCUGCACAAACUGUUAAUACCAUAGCCGAUGUUAAUGGUGUGUUUGCUGGUCAUACCGCUUUACAGGCUGCUAGCCAAAAUGGACACAUUGAAGUCAUACAAAUUUUACUUUGCCAUAAUGUGGACGUUGAAAUCGAAGAUAAAGAUGGUGAUCGUGCUGUACAUCAUGCUGCCUUUGGUGAUGAACCGGCCGUUAUUGAAUUACUCUCAAAGGCAGGAGCUGACCUUAAUGCUCGCAAUAAACGACGUCAGACAGCUUUACAUAUAGCCGUCAAUAAGGGACAUUUGAAUGUGGUAAAGACUUUAUUGAGUUUGGGUUGUCAUCCCAGUUUGCAAGACUCUGAAGGUGAUACUCCUUUGCAUGAUGCCAUUUCCAAAGAACACGAUGAAAUGUUAAGUUUACUUUUGGAUUAUGGCGCUGAUAUAACACUCACCAAUAAUAAUGGUUUCAAUGCUUUACAUCAUGCUUCCCUUAAAGGCAAUCCUAGCGCCAUGAAGAUUUUAUUAACAAAAACCAAUCGUCCAUGGAUUGUGGAAGAAAAGAAAGAUGAUGGCUAUACCGCUUUACAUUUGGCCGCAUUAAAUAAUCAUGUAGAAAUAGCUGAACUUUUGGUGCAUAUGGGUAAGGCCAAUAUGGAUAGACAAAAUGUUAAUCUACAGACGGCUUUACAUUUGGCGGUGGAACGUCAACAUGUGCAAAUUGUUAAGCUGUUAGUACAGGAAGGCGCCAAUCUUAACAUUCCCGAUAAAGAUGGUGAUACACCGCUGCACGAAGCCUUAAGGCAUCACACUUUAUCUCAGCUGAAACAAUUGCAAGAUGUGGAGGGUUUUGGCAAACUAUUGAUGGGUCUUAGAAAUCCUAAUAAUAAAAAGGCUUCUGCUUCCAUAGCCUGUUUUCUAGCGGCUAAUGGAGCUGAUUUAACACUAAAGAAUCGUAAAUUGCAAACACCUUUAGAUUUGUGUCCCGAUCCGAAUUUAUGCAAGAAUUUAGUGAAAUGUUAUAAUGAACGCAAGACAGAUGAUACAGAUUUACCGGGUAAUGUGGCUGGCACCAGUACUAGAGCUAAAGCUUUGGCCCACAGCUCAGCCGCAGCCCAACCAAGACCUUUAUCAGCAGCAGUAGCAUCAAGUUCAGCGGCUGCUAAUGCCGCUGUAACAGCUAAUAUGCCUAAACAUGCGGUCGCUACGGGUUCAGUUAAUGGUGGGCUAAAUACUUUGGUUCAGGAUCUAACACAAUCUUUGCAUAUAACUUCCUCAGCAGCCAAUAAUGAUACAACUAAUGCUUCCACUUUGGAGGAAUGUUUCUUAUGUUCGGAUUAUAAACGAGAUACGGUAUUUAAGCCUUGUGGCCAUGUUUGCUGCUGCGAUAAUUGUGCCCCACGCGUUAAGAAAUGUUUGAUAUGCCGCGAAACCGUUUCCUCACGUGAAAAAAUCGAUGAAUGUUUAGUUUGCUCAGAUCGCCGGGCUGCAGUAUUCUUUAAACCCUGUGGCCAUAUGGUGGCCUGUGAGAAUUGUUCCAGUUUAAUGAAGAAAUGUGUAUUAUGUCGUACACAAAUUGAAGAAAUCAUGCCUUAUUCCUUAUGCUGUGGCGGUGAGGGUAGCAUAGAAAAGGUGCAUAAUCCCAAUAUGCAUAAUGAAAAUGAAAAACCACAAGCUAUGCUGCCCACUGGUGGUGGUAUUAAUACUUCCGGUCAUGGUGUAGCCAUGAAUAAUACCUUAACCACAACACCCAAUGGUAAUGCUGCCCAACAGGUGCAAUCACAAAAUAAUCUAUUAGCGGCCGCAGCUGCUGCAAAUAAUGCCAGCAAUAGUGGCCUGGUAGCACCAUCCAAUGUUAAUAAUUUCCAAAUGGAUGAUGUACAAAAGCUCAAACAACAAUUACAGGAUAUUAAAGAACAGACCAUGUGCCCCGUUUGUUUUGAUCGCAUGAAAAAUAUGGUUUUCCUUUGUGGACAUGGUACUUGUCAAAAUUGUGGCGAUCAAAUCGAUGGUUGUCCCAUAUGCCGCAAAACCUUGCAACGCAAAAGCCCUAGCUUUCGUCGUGGUACUAAAAAUAAACAACAAAAUAAAUAUAAACUGGAAUAUAUGCAAGAAUCACCAUCCACAGAUUCCUCGUAUAGAUCCAAUACAACAGCAAAACGAAAUGAACAAAUUUCGCAACAGACUGUGUCCAUACAAAAUCUACAAUUUCCCGAAAUAAACAGCAAUAGGACCGGAAUGUUUAAAGUAAAAUGUCAAAGAAAUGAACUAAAACAUCCCGAAUCCAGUACAACACCAACAGCAGCUAAAGAACGUGGUUAUGACUUUACCAGUUCAACAAAUUCAUAUUUUGCCCAAAUGGUGGUAACGAUACCGAAAAAAUUUCGAGCCAAAUGUUCGUCAAACACAUCAUCUGAAGUUAAACCCCUCAAACAGCAGUCAUCAGAUACUUUAAAGAGUUCAAAACCAACCAGAAAACAACAAACAGCCACUUCACAGCAAAUGAUCGAUAGUCAACAUGAAGGCUCUGAGAAACCUACGAAUUUCCAUGGUGCCGAAUGGCGUAGACCCUGUAAAGAGAGUUUUGUGGCCGGAGCUCCUCGCAAAUACACCGGAACAUGUCCCGCCAAUUAUGAACAAUUAUCGAAAAUGUCUAAGUCAAGACAAAAAUUCUUUUUAACGCAAGAUCCUCGUAAAGUACAAUGUCUCGUCAAUCCGGAAGUUUUACGCAGCAAGGAAUAUUCCAAGAAAAAAGAAUUCACAACUUUAACGAAAAUGGUUAAACAUGCACAAAAUGUUUGCGCUGCUACGGCUUCUGAAUCUUCAGAGGAUUUCAUUUGUGAAGUAAUCGAUUUGGAGAAUCCAAUGCAAUUGGAUUUUCAGGGUCUAGACUAUCAGAAUACGUAUCAAAAAGAUGAACAGGAUUUUCAAAAUCAACGUAACUAUCGCAGGGUAUGCCGCUAUAUGGAGAGAAGGAGAGUAAAGGCCGAAACGGAGGCAAUUGUUGAGGCGGAGUUACAUGAGGAAAUGAUAAAUGUACCCAAACGUUUCGAUAUACGAGAUCGCAAUGAAGCUGUACAGGCUACUCCACCUGAAACCCCUUUAAAGUUAGGUAAACUUUAUCGUUCAGCCGACAAACCCCAUAAUCAGAAGCUAAUAAUGUUGGAAAAUGAACGGCGUCGAGAACGAUACAAAGAUCUUUAUCUGCGAAACAAGGCAAGACAAGAGCAGAAAAGACUAGCUGAAGAAGUACGCAAAAAGGUGGAGAACGAAAAUCUGGCACUGACUUUAGCCGAUGCAAAUCUCAAGAAACUUGUGACAAGCAUAGAUGAAACCAUAGAAAGAUGUGCAGGAAUAGAAUUGAAUGUAAAGAAGAAGAUAGAAACUGAAAGACGCAGCUUCCCUCAUACUAUGCAAGAGACUAAACAAUUCAAGAGAGAUUUAAAACAUACAAAUCUUAUAAAACGUGAUAAAGCCCGAGUAACAAAAGAGUUCUUUUUGGAACGUAAAGGCAAAGUUAAGAAGAUACCAGCUGCUGAGUUGGAAAUAAGCUCGGAGACUAAUGAACAACGCAAUGUAACAGAUUCCAACUUAACCGAACAAUCUACAGAUGAUGAAGAUAAUCUGGAAGUGGGUAAACAGGCAAGCAAAUUUAAACUUCGAGGUUUUCAAUAUAAAAUGGACACCAAAUUAAGAGGCAAACUGACACAACAUGAGAAACUGCGGGGAACACGUAAGGAAAAGACUUGCAUAACACGUGAACAAUGGCUAAAAGAGUUGGCACCCAAAAAGCAGCACAUAAAACUGGAUGUAGAGAUGGGCAUACAAAAAUUACGCACACCAGAUGAUCCGCAAUUAGUGUUAUUUCCACCACCAUUUGGUUUUAAACCACCCCAAGCGGAAGGCUCUACCAUAAGGGACUAUAUUCACAAACCUUUAGGGCGACAUUAUGAACGUGUUAGACGUAAAAAUUUGAAAUUUGCCAAACCACGCUUACGCUAUAAUGUCAAGAAGUUUAAUUUGAUCAGCUAUCGUUUUGGUGAUACCUCGAAAAGAUUUUCCCAGCUUAAAGAUCCUUUGGCCGAUGUAGCAAUUUUAAAACUUAAAUCAACCAAUGAGUUUAUGGCCGCCAAAGCUCUUAGGGAGAAGCGUAAACAAGAGCAGAUGAAACAGCAGAGACUUAAACUUUUGGGUAUACCCUGUAGGCCAUUGAAAAAAUCACGUUUACAAACAAAAUGUGAAAAUUCUUCUAGCAGUUCCGAUAGCGACUGGGUGCCAGCACAAGAACCAUUAGUAGAUGAGUUAGAGAACGAAGAUUUACGUCCUCUAGAAAGGGAAAUAAAACCCUUAAAAUUACGUGGCAAUAUGCCAGCUCCUAAAUAUCGAGAACCUACUUUACGGCAACAUCCCAGAAAUCCAAGAGAUUAUAACAAACUAAGAGUGGCAUCCGAAAUAUUCGAUCAAAUAGUUUUAAGCACUAACUUGCCCUAUAUGCAAAAGUUGGCUGAGGAUGAAGUGGAACUGGCUAAUGUUGAGCAACAAAAACGGCGGCCUUACACUGAUCGUUUCGAAGCGCGACAUCAUCAUGAUCAUUGGAAAGCCACCCAGGUCAAACAGGUACGCGUACACUACCAACCACAAUUGGUGCAAGCAGAAAUUACGAAAAUUAAAAAGAAAACUGAUCGUGUGCUAAUGGAAAACUUUCGUAUGGCCAAUCCUCCCUGUAAUCAGUUUGUUGACAUGGAUCUAAGUUGUCCUCAGUAUAAUUUUGAAGAAAUGAUCAAGGAUCAACAAAACAAAAGCAAAAAAAUUAAAACAAAGGAUUCGGGUGUGGUAAAAACUCCAGAUAUCUGCCAGCAAAAUGACUACAAGUUACAAACUAGAGAUCCCAAAGAACUGGAAAACCUUGAUUAUCCGGGACGCCAAGAAUACUUGCAAUUACUGAGAGAUGCCAGAGAAUUAUAUAAAGAAAGUCAGCAAAUGGAGGAUCCAACAACAAAACUUUAUGUUAAUAAAACGGAUUUAUUCACAGAGUUGGAGGAAGAUUUAAAAAGCAUAGAAAGUUGCUUGACCUCCUUGAGUAGUUCUGUCUGCACAAAUCUUACCAAUGACAGCGGCAGUUAUUUGCUAAUGGAGGGCAAAGAAAAGAUACCUUUGGAUUAUAUACGCAAAUCUAUAGUACCCUUUGAGGAAUUGCAGAGAUCACGCUUUCAAGCCGUACCCAUAGAUGUGGAUAAAGAGCAAAACAAUCCUUUCCAAAUGUUACCUUUUGCCGGACAAAAGAAAGCUCAACUAGAAUUAACUACAGCCAAGGAUAGUUUUUUCACUUUUAAUACACGUCUAAAGAAUGGCCUGCGUCUGCGUUUGGAGGUACCCAUAGAAGAUGUUAGGGAAAAGCUAUUAGGUCAAGGCUCUAACAAACACAAAGGUGUGGUGGCCACCGAUAUCGAGGAAAACUAUGUGGAAGAGUUAAAGAAUAGACCGGCAAUUAAACAAAUUAAAUUCAAAAGCGGCCAAUCCUUCAUCAAGGAUGCUUUACGUUUGAAAUUUGAAUCCCUGCUAAUACAGGGACAAAUGGUGCGCACUAAAAUCUAUGAUCGCCUAAACGAACAACAUUGGUGUGACAUGCAAAGGGUUAAGGAAUUGUUUGAGAAACUUUUUGCCAAAUGGGAGAAACGGGAAUAUGAUGCCGCCAUGGCGGUGGUUUAUAAGGUGAAAAAUUACUACGAUGAAACCGAUAGUUUGAAAACUCAACUGAAAAACCUAGAACGUGAAAUGGUUAUACUCAAUAUGGACAUUGUUUUUAUAGAGGGUCAUUGGGUGCGUUGUAUUAUGCUGCAAAAUUUCCAUUAUUUGCUAGGAGAUCAAGAGUGGCGUGUGCAGAACGAUUGGAUUCAUCGUCUCGAAGCUGAAGAAGAAGAAGAAUUGGAAAACUUUGAGGUUUCUAUAGCCAAACGCUCUACUAUGAAUAUACGCAAACGUGAAAAGGAUGAUGCCUGGGCUAUAAAAACCUUUUAUGAAGAAGAAUAUUUGCGCAAUAAACAUGAUAAUCUAAUAGUAUUUCCCAAUGCCUUAAGUUUCCUAGAGGGUCUGGAAAAUUUAAAAAACAAGACAUUUGUUUUACUACUCGAAAUGCAUUUCACCUUUAAUCUACACACCGAAUUGCAAUACAAAUUGGAAACUUUUGUGGAUUGGUGUGCGGAUGAUUUGCAGGACAAAGAGCAAUUUGUAAGUCGCAAAUGUGCUAAACUAUAUUUUAUGUCUGAUCGCGCCAAAUGGUUAAGUCAACGUACUUUACGUUUUCUACAACAACCUAUCGAGGAGUGCUUUAAUGAUGUGUCAUUUCAAAAAGAUCGUGCUAUUAUAGGGGAAGCUUGGCGUCGUAUAGUGCCCGCCAGUUUAAGGGGAACCAGUGGUCAAGAAUUGUAUACCAUAGAAAUGGUGGCCAUGAUGUCGGAAGUGGUAAUGGAGCUUAUAGCUAAAUUCGAAACCAUACCUAUGGAUUUGGCCCGCCAGAGCGAAAACAAACUACGCUCUAAACGGGCUUACUUGCGCAAACAAUCCUAUCAGGCUUAUCACAUAGAGCGGCGUAUAGAUAUGGAAAUGAAAAAGGUGGUUAAGAAUCUAGAACCUCCCUAUCAAAAGGCCAAACGCCGGCCCAGCAAACUACCCCGUUAUUUCAUUAAAAAACGAGCAAAAACUGUAAAAAUCGAAGAGAAGAAAAUAACCGAGCGAGCCAAAUUCUUUUUUCGCGCCUUUCACGAAGACGGCCUCAUUGAGGAGGCCAGCGAGUUUAGGGAUAGUAUUACACAACUGGACACGACUCAAGAACAAAUUGUACCAUUUUAUUUUGAUCAUUUUCUAAAACUGAAUGGUUACACGCCGAACUAUAAUUUCAAAACACAAAUUGAACUGAGAGAUGGAGCGGAAAUUGAUCGGCUGCAAGUUAAAUCGGUUAUACCGGAGAUUCAAGAACGCAUGGAACAGUGGGAGGCGAUGAAGAAGAGAAUUAUGGAGGAUAAUAUUGCUCAGAAUCCAAAAAUGUAUAUUGAUGUAAUGACUUGAUUUCGGGGUUGCUAGCGAAGUUGGAAAUUGUAUUUGAAUUCUGUAUAUUUUUUAAUAAAACAUUAAUUAACUUUGGAAAGUU